CGGCAAAGAAGGGUGAUAUGGAAGAUAAAUGUUGAAGAGCGGCAAGGAAAAUGGCGAAGAGUCUGUUUAAUAAGGCUGUAGAGGACGCAGCAUUAAGUAUUUCUUUGCGUCAAGAUGGAUCCAGGAGUUUUAAAGAAUUUGAUAAGCCAGACAGGGGGCGUUCUUUUCGAGGACAACCAAGAGGCAGAAGCAGGGGCAGAGGGAGAGGAAGAGGUCGUAGUAGUAGCCACCAUAGAAGCGAUCCUCAUCCUAGGUCGCACUUAGCUGGUGAUGAUGAUGAUGACAUAGACAUGGAUGAAGGAAGCCAAAGAUCUCAUUCAAGAUACAACCCUUAUUCCAGAAGACCUCCAUCUCGUCGUGGUGACAGAGGAAGUAGUAGAGGUGAUAUAAAGUCUAGACUAGGGAGAGUCCCUGAUGGAGCCACAGGAAGUCAAGGAAAUAAGUCUGAUUGGUAUAAAGUUGUGAUACCACAGGGGAAAAAACACGACAAAGAUUGGCUUAUCAAGAGACUGCAGAAUACAUGUGAAGAGGCCUUCCAACCAGUUAGUUUCCAUUCCUUCAAGGGAGAGUCUUCAGCCUUCUUUGUUGAGGGAAGUAAAGUUGCAGAAGCAUUGAAAAGAGUUAGUCAUAAAAUAACUGUCAAGGAUGGAACAAAGCUGAUAGUAAGUGUGCGUCCUAGUGCUCCACCCCAAAACCAAACCAGUAAUUUUCCUGUUCGUGAAGUUCAUGAUGGUAGCAGCAGAGGAAGUGAUUCAUUAGACGAUGGCACAAAACAAGUAUUGAAGGAUUGUCUCAGUAAACGUUAUGAUAUUACAACAAAAGCACUUGACCUCUCUGAUUUGUUUCAUGAUGAAGUGCUGAAAUUAAAUAAUAUACAAGGAAUACUGGCAAGAUAUUGGCUGGCAUCAGGAAUUGUGAAAAUUAUUGGAGAGAACUGCCCUGAGGUUCAGUCACUUGACCUAAGUAACAAUCGACUGAAGAGCUUGGAUGGAUUUAAGGACCUUGGGAAGGAAACAUCAAACUUAAAGCACAUUAAGAUCUCCAAUAAUCAACUGAGAGCUGUAGAAGAACUGGACAAGAUAAAGUCCUUGAGUCAGCUUCAAACCAUUUCACUUGAUGGAAAUCCUCUUUGUGAUAUAUUUCAAGACAAACAAAAUUCAUAUAUCAGUGCUAUCAGAAGCAGGUUUCCUAAAAUAACCACUCUGGAUGGUCAUGAACUUCCUCCACCAAUAGGAUUUGACCUUCCUUCUGAAGAAUCUCUACCUGCUUCAAAGGAAAGUUUUUUUGGUGAUCUGGCAGUUAAAGAAAUGGUGCUAAAAUUCAUAGAGCAAUAUUUUAAGAUUUAUGACACAGACAACAGACAAGGCCUUCUUCAAGCUUACCAUGAUCAGGCAAUAUUUUCCAUGUGUGUCAAUACAGAAGCAUUAGGCAAGGAUCGCGGUGGUCAAAGGGCCCCUUCACUUGGUGAUUACUUGAAGUACAGCCGAAACUUGAAAAGAGUCGCUGACCCAGAGCGUCGAAGCAGUUUUUUGAAGCACUCAAAACUCUCUGUUGUUGCAUUUUUGAAUGAGCUGCCCAGCACAAAGCAUGAUUUGUCAAGUUUCACUGUCGAUGUUAGUCUGGCCUUGCCUUCCUGCUUGUCCUUUGCGGUCAGAGGAUUGUUCUUAGAGAACUCUAAAACAUUGAGGUCUUUUACAAGAGUAUUUAUCGCUGUUCCUGCUGCUGGUGGAAGCGCGCUGAGUAUAAUUAAUGAUGAGCUGCAUAUUAGCCACGCUUCGCCUUCUCAAGUGCAGGGUGCGGCUGUUGAAAGUACGAUUGCCACCAACAGCACUGAAACGCUACAAGUCGUUUCAGCUAUUCCUGCUUUUUCAUCAGCAACUCCACAGCAGCAGCAGAUGAUUCUCCAGUUUGCAGAGCGGUCGACAAUGAACGUUGAGUGGUCGUACAAGUGCCUGUCUCAAAAUAAUUGGAACUUCGAGAAAGCCGCAAUGGCGUUUUCUUCAUUAAAGGUACAGUCGAUUUCUGUUAAAUUUAGCCUCGCACAGAAUCAUUUCUCCUUUGAUUUCCUUCAUAUAGUUUUUUGUAAUUUUACACUCAAAAUACUCCAGCCGCAGUUAACUCGUUGGGCAUCAUCGUUACAUUUUGACCAAAAAAUAAUGAACAAAAACUGAUCAGAAAUUAUUGCGAAGAUGAGCCAAUCACAGCCGUGGAAUUCCAUCUAAUCACAGCUGAACACAAUAGUUUAUAGGUGACGCAACUCAGUUGACCUCAUCGCCAGAAGAAGACUAGCAGUAUGCAGUAGAAACGUUAUGAUCCACAUCCGAAGUGACCACAUCGUGAGACAUACGAGUGCACUCCUCUUUUAAAAGUGUUAUUCACCACGAUGACAAACCACAACUUAUUUUACGAUAUAAUUCUUUUGUAUUUUAAAUAGUGCAGAAGCCUCGUAGAUUUUAUGUUCUUCACCACAAACUACUUCUUUUCCGUUUUAGGAGAGCGGGAGGAUUCCGCUAGAAGCUUUUGUAAAAUAACUCCAGGCAAAAAAUGCAAUGCAAAAUGCAAAAUGCAAAAUUUUUAUUAAGGAAAAAAAAAAAAAGGAACAAAAACUGAUCCGAAAGUUAUUGCGAAGAUGCGCCAAUCACAGCCGUGGAAUUCCAUCUAAUCACAGCUGAGCACAACAGUUUAUAGGUGACGCGUACUUAGUCGACCUCAUCGCCAGAAGAAGACUAGCAGUAUGCAAAAGAAACGUUAUGAUCCACAUCCGAAGUGACCGCAUCGUGAGACAAACGAGUGUACUCCACUUUUAAAAGUGUUAUUUAAUUACCACGAUGACAAACCACAACUUAUUUUACGAUAGAAAUUCUAUUGUAUUUUAAAUAGUGCAGAAGCCUCGUAUAUUUUAUGUUCUUCACCACACACUAUUUCUUUUCCGUUUCAGGAUAGUGGUAGGAUUCCGCCUGAAGCUUUUGUAAAAUAACUCCAGGCAAAAUUCAAAGCUGGAUUUAGAUUUUUCAUUUCAUCCAACAGUUCCUUUUCCAACGUCCACGAUAUUGUUUACAUCUCUCUGAACUGCAUGCUUUAACUUUGUUGCAGUUGUUGUUGCUAUUUUUAAGUUAUAAAUUCGCGGUCGUUGAAUUUUCUACAGAAUAUCCUUGUAAAUAAUUUCCUCAGCAAAUCAGUAUUAGCCUAGUAAUAGCGUUCAGAACAGCGUAUUUUAUUUGUUAGCAUUUAGAAGUAGACUUUUUAGAACUUUUACGACAUCUGCAACUGAUUUUUCCAGGUAUAUAUUGUUAACCCGAGCUUCACAGGGACCAGUCACCGCUGUAUAACCUCUUGAUGUUAUUGUGAAGAAAUGUUGACAGGAUUAAAGAAUAAAUUGAUAACGAA
This is a messenger RNA of Pocillopora verrucosa, 3387 nucleotides long. Its product is annotated as nuclear RNA export factor 1. Gene Ontology annotation, biological process: poly(A)+ mRNA export from nucleus. Gene Ontology annotation, cellular component: cytoplasm; nucleus. Gene Ontology annotation, molecular function: protein binding; RNA binding. The record is from RefSeq and is a predicted model, not a curated record. NCBI's taxonomy places the organism in Eukaryota, Metazoa, Cnidaria, Anthozoa, Scleractinia, Pocilloporidae.